Molecule: messenger RNA, 1684 nt
Organism: Malus domestica (apple)
Lineage: Eukaryota; Viridiplantae; Streptophyta; Magnoliopsida; Rosales; Rosaceae
Product: protein NDL1-like
Source: RefSeq, a predicted model, not a curated record
CCACAGCGAAGCCAGAGGCUUACUAAGAAAAGGAGGAGAGAGAAACUCAGGGAAGGAGAGAGAGAGGAGGGCUGUUUGGGAGACGCGCUGAGUGCAAUUCAUGGCUGAAUCAAAUGACGCCGUCUCCCUCGAUAUGGAGAAGAUCUAUCUCAGUGGAAAGGAACAUUUUAUUCGAACUGGCCGUGGUUCUGUAUCCGUUAUCGUGUAUGGUGACCAAGAGAAGCCUUCACUUAUCACUUAUCCUGAUUUAGCUCUAAAUCAUGUGUCUUGUUUCCAAGGGUUAUUCUUUUGUCCGGAAGCAGCUUCAUUGCUGCUUCACAACUUCUGCAUAUAUCAUAUCAGUCCUCCUGGCCAUGAGUUAGGAGCUGCUUCAAUUUGUCCAGAUGAUCCUGUGCCUUCAGUUGAUGACUUGGCAGAUCAGAUCCUCGAGGUUCUCAAUUUUUUUGGGCUUGGUGCGGUUAUGUGUAUGGGGGUGACAGCGGGUGCUUAUAUCCUUUCCUUAUUUGCUAUGAAAUAUAGGGAGCGUGUCCUUGGAUUGAUACUUGUAUCCCCUUUAUGCAAAGCGCCGUCUUGGACAGAAUGGUUUUAUAAUAAGGUGAUGUCGAAUAUGCUAUAUUUCUAUGGCAUGUGUGGAUUGCUAAAAGAGUGUAUGCUUCAGCGCUACUUCAGUAAGGAUGUUCGUGGUAGUGUUGAAGUUCCAGAGUCAGAUAUAGUUCAAGCGUGCAGAAAAUUGCUGGAAGAGAGGCAGAGCUUAAAUGUUUGGAGAUUUCUUCAAGCAAUUAAUCGGAGACCUGACAUAACAGAAGGGUUAAAAUCGCUAAGGUGUCGCACGCUUAUUUUUGUUGGGGAUAGCUCUCCCUUCCAUUCUGAGGCUCUCCACAUGACCUCAAAGUUGGACAGGAGAUACAGUGCCUUAGUAGAGGUCCAGGCUUGCGGAUCCAUGGUAACAGAGGAGCAGCCACAUGCAAUGUUGAUACCAAUGGAAUACUUCUUAAUGGGGUAUGGCCUGUACCGGCCAUGCCAUUUCAGCGACAGCCCUAGGAGCCCGCUCAGCCCAUCUUGCAUCUCCCCGGAGCUUCUCUCCCCAGAAAGCAUGGGCUUGAAACUAAAACCGAUAAAGACCCGUGUUUCACUCAGCCUAUGACUGUUUGAAGACAGGCAGAAAAUUGGAAACAAUGCAGUGCAAUGUGAAUGUUAGGUUCCGAGAAGUUGCUUCGUUUUUUGGUUUUUUGUUAAAUCUUUCAUUGAUUAAGAAGGAAAAGGGAGGGAGAGGGGAAGAGGUUGGUGUAGAUACAAAAAGGGAAGAAGAAUAUAUGAAUGUGUUAUUAAAUAGUAGGGAGGGAGGAAACUUUGGUUCAUUCUUUUGUAGUCAGUCAUAAGGAGGGAGACUUUCAUUCAUGAAAAAUGCUAAGGGGACUCCCAAGUGGAACUCUCGAUGGACUUUCUGCCACCUCACAGUCUAACUUCAAUUUCCGUGUCAAUAUUAUAAAACAUUACGCUAAAAACAUAAGGUGGCAGAUAGUCCAUAAAGAGUAUUUUGAGAGUCCCCUUAGUGUUUCUUUUCAUUCAUUCCUUUGGGAGAUGUCUGUCUGUAAAUUUCAUAAACAAAUUGGAUUGACUUUUUAUUUAUGAUGACGAGAAAUCAAUAACAAGGGGGCAGAACUCUUCCCAUUCGUUCACACAA